Paracoccidioides brasiliensis Pb18 is the source of this 4476-nucleotide messenger RNA. RefSeq lists its product as uncharacterized. Bases 1 to 4476 code for a protein of 1491 amino acids. Gene Ontology annotation, biological process: phospholipid translocation. Gene Ontology annotation, cellular component: plasma membrane. The record is from RefSeq and is a predicted model, not a curated record. Gene Ontology annotation, molecular function: ATP hydrolysis activity; ATP binding; ATPase-coupled intramembrane lipid carrier activity. The transcript has 4 exons.
AUGGCUGUGGUUCAGUUUGGUGCAGAGGAUGAGGCCCACAUCUCGAAACCCGUCAGACGAAUGCGAUGGGCCACCCAACGCCAUGCCGGUGCCGGUGGAUCGCGAAAAAGACGAUCUAUAUUGGACAGGUUACACCAUGGCACCGGCUUAAAGGAAGAAAAACGGAAAUCAGCCGCCAGCUCUCCGCCCCACAGCGACGGAUCGACGGUAGAUGAAGGCUCGGUUGACAGCUCAAACCUCAGGAGGGUAUUUUGCAACGUACCGCUUCCCGAUGAUGCAAAGGAUGAGGACGGCCGUCUCCUAGCCAAAUAUUCGCGGAACAAGAUAAGAACGGCAAAAUAUACUCCAUUAAGUUUUGUUCCAAAGAAUUUGUGGUUUCAGUUUCAUAAUAUUGCAAAUAUUUACUUCUUGUUCACUAUUAUUCUAGCUAUUUUCCCUAUUUUCGGCGCCACCAACCCUGGAUUGAGCGCGGUACCCCUGAUUUCCAUUUUGACAGUUACGGCCAUUAAAGAUGCUAUUGAAGAUUGGAGACGGACCGUGCUGGAUAAUGAAUUGAAUAAUUCUCCAAUACAUCGUUUGGUGGAGUGGAAUAAUGUUAACUCAGUUGAAGAAAAUGUGUCUCUGUGGCGUCGGGCCAAGAAGUCGACAACCAAGACAGUAGUGAAGACUUGGAAGAAAUUAAACGCUCUAAGGAAAGGCAUACCGCUGGAGGACAUUGAAGAUGACAUCCUCGCGGGACAACGCCCGUCCAUAGAGACCCGUCGCACGCAGAGAAACUCCACUUACUCAUACAGAGUAUCGUUCCAAUCAAACAAUAAUGAGCCCAUUGAGGAAGGAGGCGCCAUUCAGAUGACUCCCGUCCCGUCACCUAAUGUGGACCGAUUCAAUUCGCAGCAGGAGGGACAAUCUCUAGCCGUUCCAAGAUCUUCAACGGACUACUUAUCCCCGGAUCCACAUCGUAAAUUCGAUCUCCUACACUCCGCCCGCGAUUAUGGAAGCGUGUUGAAUAAGGCAAGACGGACACCCCAAGUAGCAAGAUUCAAGCGCGAUUUCUGGAAAAACGUUCAAGUCGGUGAUUUCGUCCGUAUUUACAACGAAGAACAGAUUCCCGCCGAUGUCGUCGUGUUUUCCACCUCCGACCCAGAUGGUGCCUGUUACGUCGAAACGAAAAACCUUGACGGAGAAACGAAUCUUAAGGUACGGCAGGCGCUUCAUUGUACCCGCUCUGUUAAGCAUGCGAGAGAUUGUGAGAAGGCCGAAUUUACGAUUGAAAGUGAACCUCCUCACCCAAAUCUGUAUGAAUACAAUGGAGCUAUCAAGUGGAAUAAGCACGAUCCGAAGUUCCCCGAUCAACCCGGUCGAGAAAUGGUGGAACCUAUCACCAUCAACAACAUCCUCCUCCGUGGCUGUAGCUUGCAGAAUACUGAAUGGGUUUUAGGCAUGGUGAUUUUCACUGGUCUUCAGACAAAGAUCAUGCUCAAUUCUGGCGCGACACCGACUAAACGGGCCAAGCUUGCCAGAGAUCUGAACUGGAACGUCAUCUAUAACUUUAUCAUUCUGUUCUUUAUGUGUCUUGUUUCUGGAAUCGUUCAGGGUGUCACGUGGGGUCAGGGAAACAAUUCUUUGAAUUUCUUCGAAUUUGGAUCGUAUGGAGGUUCGCCGCCGGUCGAUGGGUUUGUCACGUUCUGGGCAGCUGUUAUUCUCUACCAGAAUCUCGUCCCAAUCUCACUCUACAUAUCGCUAGAAAUUGUUCGAACUGCACAGGCCAUCUUCAUCCACAGUGACAACUUCAUGUAUUACGAUAAACUAGAAUACCCUUGCACGCCAAAGUCAUGGAAUAUAUCGGAUGACCUGGGGCAGAUUGAGUAUAUCUUCUCAGAUAAAACCGGGACUCUGACUCAGAAUGUGAUGGAAUUCAGGAAAUGCACUAUCAACGGCGUGGUCUAUGGCGAAGCAUACACCGAAGCAAUGGCUGGCAUGCAGCGCCGUGAGGGUAUCAAUGUCGAGGAAGUUUCUAAAAAGGCUCAGGAAAAUAUCGCCAAAUCUCGAGUUAUGAUGCUUCAACAGCUCCGUUCUAUCCACAACAACCCAUAUCUCCAUGACGACAAACUAACUUUUGUAUCUCCCGAUUUUGUUUCUGAUCUUGCUGGAAAUGCUGGUGAGAAGCAACAAGCCGCUAACGAUCAUUUCAUGCUUGCUCUGGCUCUGUGCCAUACAGUCAUAACAGAGCGUACUCCAGGUGACCCUCCUAAGAUUGAGUUCAAAGCCCAAUCUCCUGACGAGGCAGCAUUGGUUGCCACCGCACGAGACUGCGGCUUCACAGUGUUGGGACGAUCAGGUGACGACAUCCGGUUAAACGUUAUGGGUGAAGAACGCUCGUAUACAGUUCUGAACACGCUGGAAUUCAACUCAUCGAGAAAACGAAUGAGCGCGAUUAUCCGGAUGCCGGAUGGGAAGAUCUUAUUGUUCUGCAAGGGCGCAGAUAGUAUAAUUUAUUCUCGUUUGGCUCGUGGGCAGCAGCAACAACUUCGAAAGGAGACAGCAAAACAUCUUGAGAUGUUUGCCAGGGAAGGUCUACGGACAUUGUGUAUCGCAGAGAGAGAGCUUAGCGAGGAGGAGUACCAAGCAUGGAAUAAGACUCAUGACUUGGCUGCCCAGUCACUCACAGACCGGGAGAUAAAGCUCGAGGAAGUCUCCAGUGCUAUUGAGCAGGAACUUACUCUUCUUGGCGGCACAGCUAUUGAGGAUAGAUUGCAGGACGGCGUCCCCGAUACAAUCUCCCUCCUGGCAAGGGCUGGAAUUAAACUCUGGGUCCUAACGGGUGAUAAGGUCGAGACUGCCAUCAACAUCGGAUUUUCCUGCAAUCUGUUAUGCAACGAGAUGGAACUGAUAGUCUUCAAUAUCGAUAAGGAUGACCAAGACGCCGCUGAAUUUGAGCUUGACAAGAAUUUGAGGACAUUCGGCCUGACGGGUUCCGACGAAGAACUUGUCGCUGCUCAAAACAAUCAUGAGCCCCCGGCUCCAACGCAUGCCCUCAUUAUUGACGGGGACACCCUUCAGCUCAUGUUAAGUCCUGAGCUGAAGCAAAAAUUCCUCCUGUUGUGUAAGCAAUGUAAAUCUGUUCUGUGCUGCAGGGUUAGCCCUGCUCAGAAAGCGGCUGUUGUACAAAUGGUGAAGACCGGGUUGCAUGUUAUGGCUCUUGCUAUUGGAGAUGGUGCCAAUGAUGUUGCCAUGAUUCAAGAAGCGGAUGUGGGAGUUGGUAUUGCUGGUGAGGAAGGUCGACAGGCUGUCAUGUCGUCAGACUAUGCGAUUGGCCAGUUCCGAUUUCUGCAGCGUCUCGUCCUAGUGCAUGGAAGAUGGUCCUAUCGAAGACUUGGGGAGACUAUUGCCAAUUUCUUCUACAAGAAUCUUGUGUGGACCUUUGCUCUCUUCUGGUACUCGAUCUACAACAAUUUCGAUGGUUCCUAUCUGUUCGACUUUACGUAUAUUAUCUUGGUCAACUUGGCGUUUACAUCUCUCCCUGUGAUAUUGAUGGGCAUUUUGGAUCAGGAUGUGGACGAUAAGGUCUCCCUCGCGGUUCCACAGUUGUAUAAGACCGGUAUUGAGCAGAAGGAAUGGACACAAAAGAAGUUCUGGCUCUACAUGCUGGACGGGUUCUACCAGUCUAUCAUAUGCUUCUUCAUGACCUUCUUACUUUAUCGUCCUGCCUCCGGAGUCACAGAAAACGGACUUGACCUUAGUGACCGGAUGCGAAUGGGUGUCUUUGUGGCUUGCUCUGCUGUCCUAGCGAGUAACUCCUACAUCCUAUUAAACACCUACCGCUGGGAUUGGUUGACUGUUCUUAUUAAUGCCAUCAGUUCCCUUCUCUUCUUUUUCUGGACAGGUGUUUACACCUCGGUUGAAUCCUCCGGCCAGUUCUACAAAGCCGCCUUGGAAGUAUUCGACACACUUUCCUUCUGGGCAUUAACAUUGUUAACAUUGACAGUGUGUCUAUCUCCUCGAUUCACGAUUAAAUCACUCCAGAAAAUAUACUUCCCAAGGGACGUGGACAUCAUUCGCGAGCAGAUAGUGCAGGGCAAAUUCAAGUAUCUAGAUGAAUAUGAGGCGUACGUCCCUCCUGCAGCGGCUGACUUAUCUCCCGCAUCCACAGACGUGGAUAAACCCAUUGACCUCUCGACAAAGCGACCAAUACCCAUGUCUGAGGAUGAGCGCCCCAUCUACCCACCCUCUGUCGCUCCCACCGCGGCAACCCACAACCCAAGGAGCCAGAAUGGAAGCGACGGAACCGGCGUGUCGAGCCUCGAAUUCCGACACCAGCAACGGGUCUCGCUGGAACGUGGGCCUCUGGACCAAAGGUCCUCGUAUCAACGGGUUCAACGGUCAAUGGAUAGAGCUAGGCAUAGCUUUGAGGCCAGCAAUGAUUUCACGUCCGCGGCCAUGUUAACUCGGAUGGAGUCGACUCAAACAAAACCCUAG